Molecule: messenger RNA, 4596 nt
Organism: Drechmeria coniospora
Lineage: Eukaryota; Fungi; Ascomycota; Sordariomycetes; Hypocreales; Ophiocordycipitaceae
Product: regulator of deoxyribodipyrimidine photo-lyase PHR1
Exons: 6
Coding region: 1-4596 (1531 amino acids)
Biological process (GO): chromatin remodeling
Cellular component (GO): nucleus
Molecular function (GO): histone H3K36 demethylase activity; histone H3K9 demethylase activity
Source: RefSeq, a predicted model, not a curated record
AUGUCGGCCGACACCGUCAUCGCCCCGGCCCUGGUCGAUGCCGAGACUGGCGUCGGGGCGUCUGAUUGUUCUGCUCCGGCCGUUGCCUCCCUGCCCGAGGACCAGAUUGAAUGUGCUCAACGGCCGGCGCCCCCCCCGUUCCUGCACUCGCCGCCCGACAGCUACAAUGCGCCCAAGUCCGAGGCCAGCGACUCGGAGCUGAGCGACCUCGAGGACGAAUCCAUACUCGACCAUCCUCCCGUACGCUCCGUCGAGCCGCCGGUUGACAAGCCAGGGUCCGAACGGCAGCCGUCCGAACGGCGGCGGGAGCAGCAGGAGGAGGAGGCGGAAGUGGACAUUGGCGAGGUUCUACCGGACCACUGGUCGGGAGCCGUGCCCGUCUUUCGCCCGACCAUGUUUCAGUUCAAAGACUUUCAACGCUUCAUGAAAAAGGUCGACGGCUACGGCAUGAAGUCGGGCAUCAUCAAGAUCAUCCCCCCGAGGGAGUGGAAGGAUGCCCAGCCGCCGCUCGACGAGCUCGUCAAGCACGUCCGAGUGCGCGAACCGAUCAAGCAGGACAUCAUGGGAUCGAACGGCACCUAUCGACAGGUCAACAUCCUCCACGGACGAUCCUACAAUCUGCCGCAGUGGCGACAGCUCUGCGAGCAGAGCGAGCACCAGCCGCCCGCGAGACGUGGCGAACGAAGAAUAAACGCCGACAAGGCCAGGCCUGCGCGCCGUCCGCCGGCCCCCAAGUCUUCCGCGAAGCCCUCGACUCCCAAGAAGCGCGGCAGGGGUAGGCCCUCCAAGGGCAGGGGAAAGCACGCUCGGGCCGACGACGAGGACAGACCAAUGACGCCCGUCUCGCCCAAACCCGACGCCAACCCCCACGACGCGCCAAACCGGCCUGUCGACUCGAUCGAAAAGGAUCCGGAUCACCCCAUGGCCGAUGACGGCGGCCACGACAACGACGACGACGACGACGACGACGACGGCCCCCGACCCUCGGUCGGCCGCAUGGGCAUCUCGAGGCCGGCCAAGGCAAAGAUGCAGUCCGUCUCGGCCCGCCGGAAAUGCGCCCGCCGGGAAGGCUCCGCCAAGAUCGACGAGGCGGCCUUUAAAGAUUUCGACUACCGAAUGGACGUUUCCGACUACACGCCGGAGCGCUGCGAGGAGCUCGAGAGGGCAUACUGGCGAACCCUGACGUACGCGUCCCCGCUGUACGGCGCCGACAUGAUGGGCACCCUGUUCGACGACCGGACCGAGAGCUGGGGGCUCAACAGGCUCCCCAAUCUCCUCGACGUGCUCGGCACCAAGAUCCCCGGCGUCAACACGGCCUACCUGUACCUGGGCAUGUGGAAGGCCACCUUUGCCUGGCAUCUGGAGGAUGUUGACCUCUACAGCAUCAACUAUCUUCACUUUGGCGCCCCGAAGCAGUGGUACAGCAUAUCGCAGGCCGACGCCCGCCGCUUCGAGGCCGCCAUGAAGAACAUAUGGCCCGCCGACGCCAAGGCCUGCAGCCAGUUCCUCCGACACAAGGGGUUCCUCAUCUCUCCCCAGCAUCUGCUGACCCACUACAACAUCAAGGUCAACAAGGUUCUGUCCUACCCCGGCGAGUUCGUUGUCACCUACCCCUACGGCUAUCAUUCGGGCUACAACCUGGGGUACAACUGUGCCGAGGCCGUCAACUUUGCCCUCGAUUCCUGGCUCGAGAUGGGCAAGAUUGCCAAGAAGUGCGAGUGCGCGCAGGCCCAGGACAGCGUGUGGAUCAACGUGUACGAAAUCGAGCGCAAGCUGCGCGGCGAGGAGACGGAAUACGAAGAAACCGACGACGACGACGACGACGACGACGACGACGAAGAUCCAUCCGGCUUGCCGACACCACCCGCCAGUCUGGGCGUCAAGUUCAAGGGCGCGGGCCGCAAGCGGAAGCGUGGGCCGGUCAAGGGAGCCAAGGUGAAGAAGAUCAAACUUCGGCUGCGGGCCAAGGCCGAGCCUCCCUGCUGCCUCUGCCCGCACGGCGUGGAGGAGCUGGAGAUGCUUCCGACGGAUCACGGGCGCCAGGCCCAUCGCCUCUGCGCCCUUUACAUACCCGAGACGUACAUCGACACCGUCGACGGCAAGGAAGUCGUCUGCAACGUCGCGGGGAUCCAAAAAGGCCGCACCGAUCUCAAGUGUCUCUUCUGCCGUUCGAAGCGCGGUGCGUGCUUCCAAUGCUCGCACAGCAAGUGCACGAGAGCGUACCACGCGACCUGUGCCGCCGCCAUCGGCUGCUUCGUCGAAGAACAGCAGGUGCCUAUAUUUGGCGACGACGGCACCGAGUACAAGGAGCAGGCCUUUGCCUUUAGCUGCCGAUUCCAUCGCACAAAGAGGGACAAGAGGCGCGAUGGCGACGCUUUGGAGGCGGACGAGGCCAUUCGCGCCGCCGCUCGAGCGCUUCGGAAGGGCGACAUUCGCCAGUUCCAGUUCUACAAGGGCGAAAUCUUUGCCGGUGUUGUCGUCGAGAAUCGCCCAGACGAGGAGACCGUGUUGAUCCGUGCCAUGCCGAACGGCGGCCGCGUCGAGGUUGAAUGGAAGUGGCUGCUGCUGCCGGACCCGGCCGACUUCCGCCUGCCAAAGGCAUCCGCAAAAGCCGUUCCGUUGCCGGCAUCGAAAAAGGCAAAGGACAAGCUGAACGCGAAACGACUGCACGAAGACAAGCCGAGGAAAGAUGACGUCUUCGUCGACGGCUGUGCCUGGGCCGAGUUUCACGUUGCCGAGGUCGCGAACAAGGACCAGUCCAAGGUUGACCUGUCAAAGCCGGACCAGAUCUGGCACUACCUUGGCCGGACGUCGACGGAUGCGAGGGCACAGUACACCGAUGAUCCGGCCAACGCGUGCCACAACGUCAAGAGCAACUUCUUGGACACGCUGCCGAAAGCGCCGAAACCAAAGCCAGCGGUCAAGGCUGCGGCCUUCCACAGACGGCGGCCCAGUGUAGCCGGCGGCUACUCCUACACCUUCAGUCCCCUGAGCACGCAGCCGGGUGACGGCUCUGCACGGCCGCCGAAGCCAUACCUGUACAAGCCCAGGACGUCGAUGCAUCCGCAGCCGAUUGUUCCGUUGGCAUACCAGGCUCAGGGCGUCGGCUCGGCAGCACCGACGACGUCCUCGGCACCGUUGGCACCUCCGUCAUAUAUGGCGGCUUCUCAACAGAACCUCCACCAUCGCCAUCACACUACGGCUCCGGCUCACGAGAGCAGGGACAUGUACUCGGUUCAGAAGCCAGGAUCCAACAACGCUCAGGGGUAUUCGCUCGCCGCGCUGCAGAACUCUCACCAUGCCGCUGCGCCGAUCGCGCAAGGUCGUACGGCGCAACCGACUUCCACUUGGCAGCCGGCACCCUCUGCGUACCAACAGCCGGCGGCACCGCAGCAGAGGCCCGCCUGGCAUGUCUACUCUUCCGUCCAUCAAAAGUACCCCUUCUUCCAGGUAAACCAUAACAGGGAUCCGUCAAAGUACCGCACCCCUUAUUCGCCUUGGGGUGGCUUCGUCAACGGCUACGAAAGGAACCCGCGCGCGCCCAUGGUGUCAACGCAGACGGACGGGCUUCGAAAAUGCAGCACGGGUCACGCUGCACCGUUGGCCCAGCCGCACGCAGUUUCGGGUCCUCGAUACCCUCCCCCCCAUCGAGAGCUCGAGGCAGCAUCCCAACCGUUGGCGUCGCAAGGCCUGAUGCGGCCUGGGUUCGGGCAGCAAUCGUUUGUCAUGUCCGAAAUGGCGGGACAGCAGCCGCGGCCGUCUGCCUCGACACGGACUGGCAGCACAUGGGCCACCACAGCCGCAGGCGCCAAAGGCCAGGCCCAGGCCCAAGCCCGCGCAGACGCCGGCGCCGAAGCCGUACAAGGUUCCAGCGAAGCAAUCACCAGUCCCCCUGCCUCCCGGCUUCUUGGCCGCGAUGGGCUCGGCAUCGGCAACAAGUCCGCUCGCGACAACAACAGCAGCGCCAGCGACAACGACUCCAGCAACGGCGACCCCGGCGAUGGCGGCCCCGGCGAUGGCGACCCCGGAGAUGACGAUCCCGGCGAUGGCGACUCCGGCGAUGGCGGCCCCGGCAAUGGCGAUCCCGGCGAUGGCGAUCCCGGCGAUGGCGAUCCCGGCGAUGGCGAACCCGGCGAACGCAGAGUUGGAAAAGGCAACCCCGCAGGUUCAGGUGCACGCGCAGGAACUGGAUCUGAGCCUGGCACCGGCCGAGGUGCGGGCGCAGGGACCGACGCAAACACAGGGCCAGGGACCGACACAAGCACAGGCCCAGGCCCAGGCACAGUUGCCCUCUCACCCCGGUGCCUCGCUCAGCCCUCGCAUGGCGGCCUCGGUUCCAGUAGUAAAGUCGACAACGCCAGUCCCGGUUCCCAUAUUUCCAGGCAUGGCGGUGCAGGCGAGUGCGACAAGCGUGAUUCCGAAGAGGGAGGACCAACCCCUCGUGGGACCAGGGCCGACGGCAGCUGCCGCACAGCCAAAACCGAUGGCAACGGAUGCUGCUGCGCAACCACAGGAGUUUGCCGGCGUUCCAGGAUGCGAAUCCAUGAACUUUGUGGAGAGGAUGAUGGGGAACCUGAAGAGGGCAUCUCAACGUGA